UGGCAAAAAACCCAAAAAAGUCUGGUAAUUUAAGGAACUCUUUAUAGAACUUAUGGUAGGUAGAAUUUGGGUGAUCGUGAAAAAUAUGCUAGGGUGUAAAUCAAACGAAACGAACUGGCGAAAGACACGCUCCAAUCGCUAUCGAUAAGAGGUCAGAGGCGGUGAUUGUAUUUGACAAAUGUGUAUAAAUCAGAUAAAUGACUAAAAAUACUUUAUGUGUGUUAAAAUUGUACAACUGUGUAAGAAAAAUGAAGAGUGCAUCGCGACGAUUAAAAUAUAUUCGGAGUCAGUGCUCAAUUCGUCAAGUCAAAUGUAAUUUAACCGCGUAUUCUUGGAUUGGUACAACUCAAAGGAACUAGAAUUAAAGAAAUUAUUCGAAAAAACACAAAGUAUUCAUGUGGGUAUCAGGGAGGGAACAAUUUUAAUGUUGGUGUGUGGUUUUAGCUAUGUAUAUGAGCUAUGAAUUUCAAAAAAUAUGAUUUAAGAUUUGAUUGACCUGAUUGAUUGAUCGAUAUAUUUUUUUAAUAAUGCCAAACAUGUUAUAUUUCAGAUUAUAUAUGGCGAUUAUGACAAAAUUUCUAAGGACAAGUUUGCUUUUGCAAUUUUUUGUCUUGAUUUUCGUAUUUUGUAACCUUGUACAUGAAUGUAAACCAAAUACACAACCAAAUGAGUCGACCUUACAAGAUGAAAAUAUAAAUCAACUUCAUAUCGGAUUACAAGUGACUAAUUAUCCCAUACACCAAGUGAUUUCAAGAAUAUUCUAUUUCUUUUUGAAAAAUGUUCUUAACUAUACAAAUGUUCAUUUAAUUCCAAUAGAAACUACAUUUAAUGAAUGGGAAAUUUUCGAAAACAUAAGGCGACAUGCAACAAAACCAACAAUCAGUAUAAUUAAUAUGUAUGUGCGUAUGAAUUAUUCUGAAAAAUUACCAGAGAAGGUAUCUUUUGCUGGACACUCCAUUGGGCCGGGGCACUACGGCUGGAUCGUUCCUAUUUCCAAUAUAUGGAUAGACAACCUAACUCACCAAAGCUUAAGUUUUAAUAUUUUCAAAAAUAUUAGUAAUACACAUUAUGAUCAAUACGUAAUUGAUAAAAACAAACUUAAAGAACUUACCCAUUUUCCUUGUGUUGUGCACUUUAAUAAUCCGAAUUGCGAUGGAUUCAAAUGCGUUACAAUUUUAGCAGAAUUUGAAAAUGACACAGGCUUUAUUAAAAAAGAAUUAAUUGAAAUGGGAUUGUUUGUCAAUGUCAUAUGGUUGGGAAAUAAUUUUAAAAAAACCAUAAAAAAUUUAAUUACAGAGUACGCACAAAACUACCCAUUUGGCUACAAAAGAAUAAUUAUUUUGCACUGGGUUCCAUCAGAUAUAUUUUAUGACAAAACUAAUUUUACUGAAAUUAUUAUACCCAAAUGCGAAUUCAUCGAGUCAUUUAAAAAAUCAGGCUGUAAAUAUGAGAAUACUUCUAUUUUAAAAUAUUAUUCAACGAAUUUGGAAUCAGACAGCCGAAUACAACACGCACUUCAUAGUUUUUAUUUACGUGAUGAGGACGUCGAAUAUAUAUGUAAAGACCUUGAAACCUAUAAACAGAACAUGUCUUUGGAUUUGUACAACAGUGUGGCUAGCCACUGGCUUUCAAAUAAUACUUAUUAUUAUAGAAAAUGGAUAAAAAUGGAACCACCUAUAAAUCUUUUCAUUGGUGGUAUAUUUCCUUUAAAUAUAUCAAAAAGUGGAUAUGAAAAUCUUUUCAAUGUUUCAAGAAGUGCAGCAUCAGCUAUUAAUAAAAAUGAAUCAAUAUUACCUGGAUACAAUUUGAAAAUCUUAGCCAGCAAUGGGCAAUGCCAAUCGAAUAUGGUUCUAAAAUCAUUUAUUCACUAUUAUACAAGGCCAAAUAUGUUAGGUAUCUUAGGUCCAGCAUGUAGUGAAACAGUAGAGCCCAUAGUUGGCUUAGGAAAGUAUAUGAAUUUGAUAGUUAUGUCCUAUUCUGCUGAGAGUGUAAACUUGGUUAACAGUAAAUCUUACCCCUACUUCUUUCGUACAAUAGGAUCAGAUUUGAUUUUCAUAGGUGCAUAUCUUGAAAUCAUGAAAAUCUUUGAUUGGAGUAGAGUAAGUAUUUUAUAUGAAAAUGAAGCAGUUGAAUAUAUCACGAAUUUGAAGCGUAAUUUAAAGUAUAGAAAUUUUACUUUGGUCAAAAAUAUUAAAAUUAACACCAACUGCAAGCCCACCGAUAUCAAAGAGAACCUUCAAAACUUAAAUCAAGCCCGUUCUAAGAUUAUAAUUGCAAAUUUACAUUUUCCUACUGCUGCGAGAACAAUUUGUGAGGCAUUUAAAUUAAAAAUGACUCAACAGUAUGGUUAUAUUUGGUUUCUUCCCCAUGGACUUGUAAAAGACUUUGAUAGUUGGCAAAUAUCUGUAAACGAUAGCUGUAGUGCGCAAGAAUUUAAUAAAGCAAUUAAUGGUCAUUUUAGUAUAAUGCACACACCAUUUAGCAACUACACGGCACGCAUGCAAGAAGGCCGUACUAUAAAAGAUUGGAAAGAAUCGUAUAAAAUUCAAUAUGGAUCCGAACCUUCCUAUUAUUCCGGCUUUACAUAUGAUGCUGUUUGGACAUACGCCUUAGCUGCUCAUAAAUUACUACUUAAAGACAAAAAUGCAUUCAAUUUUUUAAGAACAGAAAAUGUUACAAAUAGGCUUAGUGAAUUUAUUUGGUCAACUAGAUUUAAUGGCUUAUCUGGGAAUGUAUUUUUUGCCGGGGGGGGGGCAGGAGGAUCACGAGUUCUCAGCUUAGAUUUUUUGCAGUGGCGAAAUAUUAGUUUUCACCAAAUUGGAACAUAUAAGCCCCCUAUGAAACUUUUUAUACCUGGGAUUCAUAUUAGCGAAGGAAAAUUGUUAUUGAAUAUUACUGAUAUAUAUUGGCCAACAGGUCGAGUUCCCGAAGAUGGAAGAUUUGACUGUAGGUUUUCUAUAUUGGCUCGAUUAUUAAAUUUAAGUUGUGAUACCUCUACAGUAAUUUUCACAAUUUUAAUCUGUCUAUUUUCCGUAUCGACUCUAUCAUUUAUUUUUUUUUUUGCUUUUAAACAAUUUUAUAAACGUAAACUAAAGCGUUCGGCCCAGAUAAUGAAAAUGUUUGGUAUUGACCUACUUUCUCCGACAUUGAAUAAAAAAAAUACUCUAGAUAAAUGGGAAAUCGCCAAAGAGAACGUGGUAAUAAACCGACGAUUAGGAGAAGGCGCAUUCGGUAUGGUAUACGGUGGGGAAGCAAAAUUUUCUGAAAAUCAGUGGACAACUGUGGCAGUCAAGACAUUAAAAGCUGGCCAAUCUACAGAAGAUCGUAUUGACUUUUUAACAGAAGCUGAAGCUAUGAAAAAAUUUGAUCAUAAUAACAUUAUUAAAUUACUCGGUGUUUGCUUACAAAGUGAACCAAUAUAUACAAUAAUGGAGUUUAUGUUACAUGGUGAUUUAAAAACGUUUCUUUUGGCCAGACGAAAUAUGGUUAGGGAAAAUAUUUCUGAUGAAUGUGAUAUUUCAUGCAAGCGUCUUACACUGUACGCAAUUGAUAUUGCCAAGGGUUUGUCAUAUUUAGCUAAAAGAAAGUACGUUCAUAGAGACAUCGCAUGUCGAAACUGUUUGGUAAAUUCUGAUAGAGUCGUGAAAAUUUCAGAUUUUGGCAUGGCUCGACCAACUUUUGAAAGUGAUUAUUAUAGAUACAAUCGCAAAGGUAUGAGAAAACUUUUCCCAGUUCGCUGGAUGCCACCAGAAACAUUGUCCUUGGGAAUAUUCACUACAGCUUCGGAUAUUUGGUCUUUCGGAAUAGUACUUUAUGAAUUAAUAUCAUUUGGUUCAUACCCCUACCAGGGACUGACAAAUAGUCAGGUUCUUGAUUAUGUUAAAAGUGGAAAUACCAUAAAAAUACCUUUUAAAGCUAAGCCUCAACUGAAAAGACUUAUUCAGGCAUGUUGGAGUCAAGAUGCUGCUCAUCGACCUUCUGCUACAGAAAUCGUAGAGUAUAUUUCAAAGUAUCCUCGUCUUUUAAGUGCUUGUCUUGAUAUUCCACUAAAGGUUAUUGAUAUGAAAAGCAAUAAGACAUACGAUUUUGAAGGUUUAGAUAAAAUGAUUCAAUCUUCGGAUGAAAUGGAGAAAAUGGUUUGUUCAAAUAGUUCUUUAACAUUUAGUUCCAUACCAACUACUCCAGAUGGUUAUAGUAUAAUGACUCCACUCUUAACACAUCAAAAAAGAAUGAACUUUUAGGUAUAAUGAAAAUAUAUAGAAGGGUAUAAGUUAUAUGGAAGGCUAUAGGAAACUUAUCUAAAAUUUACUAAAUCAUAAUACCAUUGUAAAUGAAUAAUUCAAAUAUACAUGUUGAGGAGGCCACUCAUUAUUCAUUGAAAGUCGUAUUAUUUUUCCUUUUAAGUUUAUUUAUUUAAAUUUAUUUGUAAAGUUUUAGAUUUUUUUAUGUAGUGUGGUGCGCUUUAAAAAUCCGAAUUGCGUUGGAUACAAGUCCGUUACAAUUUUAGCAGACUUUGAAAAUGACACAACCUUUGAAUUAAAUGUGAAUUAAUGAAA
Molecule: messenger RNA, 4556 nt
Organism: Drosophila ananassae
Lineage: Eukaryota; Metazoa; Arthropoda; Insecta; Diptera; Drosophilidae
Product: receptor tyrosine-protein kinase erbB-4
Exons: 7
Coding region: 528-4241 (1237 amino acids)
Biological process (GO): multicellular organism development; positive regulation of kinase activity; protein phosphorylation
Cellular component (GO): signaling receptor complex
Molecular function (GO): ATP binding; transmembrane receptor protein tyrosine kinase activity
Source: RefSeq, a predicted model, not a curated record